Messenger RNA from Sphaeramia orbicularis (orbiculate cardinalfish), 1909 nucleotides. It is a transcript of the gene carnmt1, whose product is annotated as carnosine N-methyltransferase 1. Gene Ontology annotation, biological process: carnosine metabolic process. Bases 34 to 1266 code for a protein of 410 amino acids. The transcript has 8 exons. Gene Ontology annotation, molecular function: carnosine N-methyltransferase activity. Gene Ontology annotation, cellular component: cytosol; nucleus. The record is from RefSeq and is a predicted model, not a curated record. Lineage: Eukaryota; Metazoa; Chordata; Actinopteri; Kurtiformes; Apogonidae.
AAGAAGCAGACGAAGAAGAAGUGCGCUUCAGACAUGGCUGAAAACACAGCAAACAAACACGAAGAUGGAUCUUAUUUUUGCAAAGAAAGAAUAAAGUACAGCGAAGAGGAAGAGGCCAGACUGGAAAGGCAGCACUUUUGGAGAAUAAUCGAUGCUUUUAGAUAUUACAGGGUCCAUGUGCAGGAGCAGGUCAAACGUGCUGAGCGUCAGUUCCGUAGCCUGCCACAGCACCAUCAAAAUAUGCUGCCUGGUGUUUUAUCCAACUUGACUUGCAUCAGUCAGUGUGCCGACCACAACCAAGACGUGUUACAGGCUAUCAUCCAGAACAGCCUCCACAUGUUCGAGAACAUUGAAUAUGGAAAUAGGGAGGAUCCGAGGAAGACACGUACACCCUCUACAUUUGACAUGGACAAGCUAAAGUCCACCAUAAAACAGUUUGUAAGAGACUGGAGUGAAGCAGGCCAGGCGGAGAGGGACACCUGCUAUCAACCCAUCAUUCAAGAGAUCCAGAGACUCUUCCCAAGUGACAAAUAUGAUGUGUCUAAGGUGAGCGUGCUUGUCCCGGGGGCCGGGCUUGGACGUCUGGCCUGGGAAAUCGCUCGGCUGGGUUACAUGUGCCAGGGCAACGAAUGGAGCUUCUUUAUGCUCUUCUCUUCAAACUUUGUUCUCAACAGGUGUGAAAAGGUGAACUCUCUGACCCUGUACCCCUGGAUCCACCAGUUUAGUAACAACAAGAAAUCAUCUGACCAGACAAGACCAAUCAGAUUCCCUGAUGUGGACCCUCAGAGCCUGCCACUGAGUUCAGACUUCUCCAUGGUAGCAGGGGACUUCCUUGAGGUCUACAGUGAUUCAGACACCUGGGACUGUGUGGCUACCUGCUUCUUCAUUGACACAGCUCAUAAUGUGUUAGAGUAUGUGGAGACCAUCUGGAAAAUUCUGAAGCCUGGUGGAGUGUGGAUCAACUUGGGUCCACUGCUGUACCACUUUGAGAAUCUGGCCAAUGAGCUUUCAGUUGAACUUAGUUAUGAAGACAUCAGGUCAGCGAUGGUUAAAUAUGGCUUCCAUAUAGAGGUGGAAAGAGAGUCGGUACCAACCACAUACACAGAGAAUGACCGCUCUAUGUUGCGAUAUGUUUACGACUGUGUCUUCUUUGUGGCACGGAAACCCACAGGGGUUUAUAUGAAUGUUCAGCAAGACAACCAACAACAGAGUUUGCCACCUGCUGCUAAGUCACCACGGCGAGAUGAUACAGCCAGCCCGACGUGACAGAAAAUCCUGUGAUGACAAAAUAAACUUAAAGGAGCACAUUGGACAAUUAUGCCAGAAGAAUGAAAGACUGAAAAGACAAGAACAUGGACAAAGAAGGAAAACAAAUCAGUGGAAGUAAUUUUGUCACAUAUCUGUUUUAGUAAUUCAUGACAUGUCUUUCUCAGUUGGAAGCAUGCAAAGGAUCUGAUCCUGGCUACAACUGUAAAUUUUACUUUCACAAAUCUGAAAAUAUCAUCAGCUGAAGUUAUAUACUCUCAGAAAAAGUAAAAUGAUGUGUGUGCAUGAAAUUUACAGAUUAUGCAGUGAAUAAGAGUCCAUCAAUCACUGGGUUUAAGAGGAGUCUACUCAUGACUGUCAUUGAUCUUCUAACCAUGUCAAUUACAAAACAUCAAGAUUUCUUCUAAGUCUUGCAGUCGUUGUCUGCAGUAACUGUCACUGCCUGAAAGUGCUUUGUGUACAUUUACGUAUUGAAUCUAUUUAUUUUUUCUACCAUGGUGCCAAUAACCAUAUUUGCAUUCAUCAUUAGCAACUGCUGAGAAUGUAAUCAAAACUAAUCUGCUUUUCAGGAAAAGUUGUUUUAAAAUUGUAAAUUACUUCUUAUUACACUUUGGAAUAAAGUAAAACAUUUUAAAACUUUCCA